This is a messenger RNA of Chlorella variabilis, 639 nucleotides long. RefSeq lists its product as hypothetical. The annotation marks the transcript as partial. Gene Ontology annotation, biological process: ATP synthesis coupled electron transport. Gene Ontology annotation, molecular function: NADH dehydrogenase (ubiquinone) activity; iron-sulfur cluster binding. NCBI's taxonomy places the organism in Eukaryota, Viridiplantae, Chlorophyta, Trebouxiophyceae, Chlorellales, Chlorellaceae. The record is from RefSeq and is a predicted model, not a curated record. Gene Ontology annotation, cellular component: membrane. The transcript has 4 exons.
AUGCAGCGGCGCAGCCUGAGCGCUGCGGCGCGUGGGCUGCGGCCCUGGCUGCAAGCCAGAGGGAUGGCCGUUCAGCCGGCGCCGGCCGAGGAUUUGAUCGAGGUCACUGUUGACGGCAAGCCCACAAAGGUGGCGAAGGGCAGCAACGUCCUUCAAGCUUGCGACGCAGCGGGCGUGGACAUUCCGAGGUUCUGCUACCACCAGCGCCUGUCCAUCGCGGGCAACUGCAGGAUGUGCUUGGUGGAGGUGGAGAAGAGCCCCAAGCCGGUGGCGUCGUGCGCGAUGCCAGCGGCCCCCGGCAUGAACAUCAAGACCGACACGGCGCUGGUGAAGAAGGCGCGGGAGGGGGUGAUGGAGUUCCUGCUCAUCAACCACCCGCUCGACUGCCCCAUCUGCGACCAGGGCGGCGAGUGCGAUCUGCAGGACCAGUCCAUGGUGUUUGGCAGCGACCGCAGCCGGUUCACCGAGGUGAAGCGUGCGGUGAGCGACAAGAACCUGGGGCCGCUGGUGAAGACGGUGAUGACGCGCUGCAUCCACUGCACCCGCUGCAUCCGCUUCGCCAAGGAGAUUGCGGGGACGGACGACCUGGGGAUCACGGGGCGCGGCCGCGACGCGGAGGUCGGCACAUACGUGGACAAG